Molecule: messenger RNA, 1615 nt
Organism: Leptomonas pyrrhocoris
Lineage: Eukaryota; Euglenozoa; Kinetoplastea; Trypanosomatida; Trypanosomatidae
Exons: 1
Coding region: 59-1615 (518 amino acids)
Source: RefSeq, a predicted model, not a curated record
AGAUAUGAGUGGACGUUUCUAAAGUCCGUUUUCGUUACUUUUAAUUUUUCAAUUCCUCAUGCUGGUUUCGUUGGGAGAUCUGGAGGCGCAUGCCGGCGAGGCGGUGUUCCCGCUGCACGCACUGCAGAUGAACGGCAUGACGAUUGGCUUGGUGCGCGACGCAGCCUUCGCGACCCUCCCGUUUUCUUCGAAGACCUGCACCGAUAGCGUGGUGAACUCCUUCGAAGAGGCUCCACGGUUUCUCGCGCACAGCGAGACCACUCAAAGUGUCGCCUUUCAGUGGUGCGCUCGCGUGGCAUUCUCCAUUUCGUCGUCGGCGGUACGGCACGCACUGCUGCUGCGUAAUCUUUCGAGCAACGCGUCCUGUUUUUACCUAUUAAGCAACAGCGGCAGCGAGCGCGAUUUAGGUGCUGUCAUGGCAAGUGUGGAGGCGCGAGAGGAUUUGUGGGACUCGGCGCCGUCCAAAGGCGCUGGGUGCAGCCAUCUUCACAUCUUUUUCAUGAGUGAGGUUGAGGUGCCGGACACCAUGUCUACCAACCUCAGCGAUUUGCCCGUAGUCUCUACGCCGGGUACUGCAGGUGACGUGACCACGCGGGUCGUGCUCGGCAACUCCCCAGGCGACAUAUGUGCCUGUUUGCGAGAGCUCGUCUCGGCUCUUUUACACGGUGACGACCGGCGGUUUAGGGGAACGGAGGUGUGCUGGCCUGCUGAAUUACUAUUUCCCGUGAACGUGCACACGCGCGACGACGCUGUUCGCCGUCUCGAGCACGCAGCGCUGCUGCUCCCCAACAAGGCCUUGCUGCACCACCAAGAUGCACUACCGAGCUGGUCCACCUGGGCCGACCUCCGGCAGCGAUGGCGGCAGCAGAAGCAGCAACUGCAGCAGGCUUCCACCAACGCACCCAGCUUUCGCACUGGUGAGUCGUGGGAGCGUCAUCUUGUCACCGACCCGCACAAGGCACUGCCUGCCUUCGCAGCCCCGUCGCUGACCGGGGCUGAAACGCUUCUGACGAGCGGGUCGUACGAUUACUAUCAUUACCGCGUGGACGGCUUCCGCGACGACGGGUGGGGCUGCGCCUACCGCAGCCUACAGACCCUCUUGUCGUGGUUUCAACACGCCGGCUACGUGACGGCACCCAUUCCCUCCAUCCGCCGCAUUCAAGAAAUUCUCUAUGCGACCGACCCGGACAAGACGAAAAAGAAGCAGUUUGUGGGUUCGUCCGAUUGGAUUGGCAGUUUUGAAGUCAUGUUAGUGCUGCAGCACUACAUGCCGGGGUUGGACUGCACCAUCAAGCGCCUGGAGAGCGGCGGAGACUUGGAGAGCGACGCCGCGGUGCAACUGCUGCUGAGCGAGCAUUUCCGUAACCCACACGCGGCGCCGGUGAUGAUUGGCGGCAGCAGCUACGCCCACACCAUCCUUGGCAUCCACGUGAACGUGAACACGAUGGAGUCGCGCUACCUCAUCCUGGACCCGCACUACUCAGCCAAUCCGACGCAGUUGAAAACCGCCAUUAAGAAGGGCUUCGUGGGGUGGAAAGAGGCGUCCAAGUUUUUUGAGACGGGCAGCUGGUACAACUUGUGUGUUCCACGAACCGACCUCUACGAUCCUCGCUAG